Messenger RNA from Vanrija pseudolonga, 1365 nucleotides. RefSeq names its product Chymosin (gene CYM). Gene Ontology annotation, molecular function: aspartic-type endopeptidase activity. Gene Ontology annotation, biological process: proteolysis. The transcript has 6 exons. NCBI's taxonomy places the organism in Eukaryota, Fungi, Basidiomycota, Tremellomycetes, Trichosporonales, Trichosporonaceae. Bases 1 to 1365 code for a protein of 454 amino acids. The record is from RefSeq and is a predicted model, not a curated record.
AUGCUCACCACCACCGCCGCGGUGCUCGUUGCCGCCGCUGCCCUCGGGACAGCGACUACCCGGCCUUCUCCCGCCGUUCCGCGCCACGACGAGCUCAAGCGCUCCGCCCCGCCAGUCCACCUUGAGCUCAAGCGCACGCCGAUUUCCCCGACGCCCUUGAGGCGGCGUGACACGACGGGCAUCGCGCAGGACCUCGUGCUCACCAACAUCGUCAACAACCUGUACGCGGCGUCCAUCACGAUCGGCACCCCGCCGCAGGAGUUCCAGGUACACCUCGACACGGGCUCGACCGACAUGUACGUGUACGACUCGGACUGCCACUGCGACGCGUGCUCCGUCGCCGGGGAGACGCGGUACGACCGAGCGCAGAGCAGCAGCUUCACGGACUUGGGGAAGACGGCGAAUAUCACGUACGGGCACGGGUUUACCGACGGGCUGUGGGCCAAGGAUGUGGUGACUUGGGGUGAGAUGACGGUGCCGGCGCAGAGCUUUGUCCGCGCCCUCGACACAGACGACACGUACAAACCGACCAACAUCACCGGCCUGAUGGGCCUGGCGUGGACCGAUGGCUCGACGGGGCGCGAGACGCCGUUCUGGCAGAACAUGGUGUCGCGGUGGGCUGACCAGCGGUUCGCGUUCUACCUCGGGCCGACGAACGACCGGUCGCGUGAGGUCAAGGCUGGGAUCUUGACUCUGGGCGGCGUCGACACGUCCCUCUACACCGGCGAGAUCAACUACGUCAAGCUCGCGUCCAAGGGGCUGUGGGUCGUCCCCCUCGACGGCGUCAAGGUCAACGGCAGCGCGGCGCUGCAGCCGCAGAGCAAGGUCCGCGCCGCGAUCGACACGGGCACGUCGCUCAUCGCCACGCCGCACGACGACGCAGCGGCCAUCUACGCUGCGAUCCCCGGCGCGGCGCUCGACACCGCGCGCUCAGACGACACGCUGCACGUGUAUUCGGUGCCGUGUGACACGUCGUCGGUCGUCAGCUUGACCUUCAACGGCGUGAGCUACGACAUUCCGCUCGAGAACUUUAUCCUGCCCAAGGACAUCACGAAUGAUCCCGACAGAUGUACCGGCGCGAUCCAGGGCAACGCGAAGGUUGGCAGCUGGAUCGUCGGCGACGUCUUCCUGCGAUCAGUCUACUCCGUGUUCCAGUACGACCCGCCCGCGGUCGGCUUCGCGACCCUCGCGCCUGGGCUGCAGACCAAGUCGCCAAAGGUGCCCGACGUGACCGUGUUCAACCCGCCGCUGCCAGACCGUAAGGGCUCGAGCGGGGACCGCGCUGCCGACACCGAGUGGCGCGCUCUCGCGCCGUGGAUGCUCGCGCCAGCCACGAUCGUCAUCGCUGGUAGCGGGGGCUGGUAG